UGCUUUGCUACAGCACCGCCAUCAUCAAGCCUAGAGAUGCUGCUUAGCUCUACUGUGCGAUUCAUGUGUUUGGUGUGUGAGUGAAGCCUGUUUUGCCAGGAGGAUUAAGGGAUUUUUUUCCUCUGUCCUAUUUUAUCUGCUGGACUGUGCCACAAACUGCUGGGCGGCCUUAAAUCGUCUUUGGAUAUUCCAGCAUUCACAGCUGGAGAUUAAAUUUUGGAGUUGGGAGUCCUGCCAUGCUGAACUGGGUGCCUUCACAUUUUUCUAGAUCAUCUCAGCAGUCAGAUCGUAUCCAUUUGUUUUUAUUGAUUUAUUCAUCUUCUGCUAGUGCUGGUCAGUGCUGCUUUCACCUGAGGCAUAACACAGUGAAGCACAGCAUGGCAUGUGGGUCAUAGCCAGCGUUACGCUUCUACAGUAGGACAUUUUUGUUUUUUUGCCCAAAACAGAGGCUGUUUUGAUUUUCUUUUUUAAGAGAUGUUAUGGUCUCCGAAGGUCGGUCUCUCAAUCAUCCACGUGCGUCUGACAGCCAAGGGGUUACUCCGAAAUAUCCAGCUGCUAUCAGGAUGCAGGAAGAACACAGUGGUUUUCCAAACAGUGGACAAGACCAAACCCAAGACGAGCUCCCGCCAGCAGCAACCUGAUCGGCACACAUCCCAACCGAACCAGAGUACCAGACCUCCAGAUGUGGUGCCAGCAAGUGUUGCCGAAAGUGAGACGAAGGACAAAACCAUCCAGGAGCUCAGGGAACACCUGGCAGCCAGUAACUGCAGAUUUGAGGCAUUCACUAUCGUCUUGCAGCAUGCUCUGGCUGAGCGUGAUGAAUCUAUCCGGCAGUGCAGGAGGCUGUCCCAGGAGCUGGUCGACCUUCGAGGAGAGCUGGAGAGUUCAGCUAAUUCCUCCGCACGUCUGGAGAAGGAAAAAGAAGAGCUGCGUUUUGCUCUGGAUGAUGCACUGCAGAAGCUCCAGGAGCAGCAUCAGAAGGACCUGGUCGAGCUGGAGCACAGACUACAGGCCUUCUACCAGGCGGAGUGGGACAAGGUCCACCAAACCUACCAGGAGGAGGCUGACAAGUGCAAGAGUCUCAUGCAGCAGCAGAUGAGAGAGCUUAAAGCUAAUCAUGAUGCCAUGAAGCUGGACCUAGAGAAUAGCCAUGCUGAACAGUUGCAGUGUGUAAAACAGCAAUAUGAUCAGUCACUGGAAGAGCUCAGGAAAGUCCACACUGAGGAGCUGGAUUCUCUGGACAAAUCUUUGAAAAAUGCAGAAGCAACUUUAUCUGGAAAGAUUCAAGAGCUGACUGUGGAGAACAAUGCCCUAAUUGAGAAGCUAACAGCAGAGGACCAGAGGAAGGAGCUGGCUGAAAAGAGUCAGCAGAAGGACUCCCACACGUUGUAUCUGGAGCAGGAGCUGGAAAGCCUCAAAGUCGUGCUGGAUAUCAAAAACAAACAGCUGCAUCAGCAGGAGAAGAAGCUGAUGGAGAUAGACAAACUGACGGAGAAAAAUGUGAAGCUGGAUGAGAGUCUUCGGAAGGUCCAACAGGAGAAUGAGGAUCUCAAAGCCCGUAUGGAAAGACACGCUGCUCUGUCAAGACAGCUGUCCACAGAGCAGGCUGUGCUGCAGGAAUCCCUCCAGAAGGAAUCCAAAGUGAACAAGCGUCUGUCCAUGGAGAACGAGGAGCUGCUGUGGAAGCUCCACAACGGAGACCUGAGCAGUCCCCGCAAAGUGUCUCCCACCUCCACGUCCCCCUCCCACUCCUUCAGCCUCCAGUCCCCUCGCAGCUCAGCCUACUUCUCUAGCCCCCCGGUCUCACCCAGAUAACGAUGGGCCCCUGCUUCCAGGAAGCAGACCCUCCUGUCUUUGGAGUUAUCCCUCUGGAAUGAAGAGCCAUGUCUGGGCCUCGGCUCUUCAGGAUCGGAUCUGCUCGGACCCUUGUUUGGAGAUUCUACAGACUGUAAUAAAGGAUUGUUGCACAGAAGCACUUAAUCAGCAGAGUUGUUUGCCUUUCACUGCGGAUACUGUGGAUGGGGAAAUAGGAAAUCUCAGGAGUUCUAUGUGUUCACUAUCUUUGUCACUUGUAGUUGUCAGAGGCUUUUCUUUCCUGAAGCUCAGCGCUCACACUCAUGCAGUAAACACACAGGCCUGAACACAUGCAGAUACAGCCCUGUGGUGUGGACAGUGUUGCACAUCUUGGAUUCCUGCAUUACUGCUCAGAAGAGUCAGGACUGCUGUGCUGCUCCACUAUCACCUACACCAAAAGAGUCAGAUUAAAAAACCCUCCUAUUCAGGCUCCUCUGGUCCAGAGCACCUAUGGGCAUGGUUACUACAUUUUACAUUUAGUUCACAGUUAAAAUGGCCUCCAGUGUUUUUUCUACUUUGACAUUUCUGUGUUUGUUUGACCAAGGGACCAAUUCCAGUCAUUUGUGCAUGUUGUUGAGUCUCUGUUGUGUAAUCACCCCUUAGUGACUCUCCUAAUGCAGCUUUAAACCUGGGGUCUUUACAAAGAGUUGAACCAUAAGAAGCUUUACUUGUACAUGUCUGACACGUUGCAUCUUGGAAAUGUGUCAAAAUGAGUAUUUGUGUGGAAUUUAUACCAUUGGUGUGUUGACCCCGUUUUGAAAUAUGCAAUUAAUAAAGUCUUGUAUUAAACUUGAAGUUGGCAGCUAAAUGAUGA
Sphaeramia orbicularis (orbiculate cardinalfish) is the source of this 2668-nucleotide messenger RNA. RefSeq names its product microtubule associated tumor suppressor 1a (gene mtus1a). Bases 475 to 1815 code for a protein of 446 amino acids. The transcript has 10 exons. Gene Ontology annotation, molecular function: microtubule binding. Gene Ontology annotation, cellular component: cytoplasm; nucleus. NCBI's taxonomy places the organism in Eukaryota, Metazoa, Chordata, Actinopteri, Kurtiformes, Apogonidae. The record is from RefSeq and is a predicted model, not a curated record.